AUGUGCACACACGCUUUGGGGGUGCUGUGCCCCCCCGUAUCCCCUCAGCUGUGCCCUCCUCAGCUGUGCCCCCCAGAUUUGUGGGGAUCCCGUGCCCCUCAUGCUCCCCAGGGCUUUGCACCCCGCGUUUGGGGGUGUCCUGCACCCCGCUGUGCCAGCGGGCUGUGCACACCCAGUUCGGGGGUGCUGCGCCCCCAGACGCACCCCCGGCCCAGGCUGUGCGCACCGACUCCGGGUGUGCCGUGCCGUGCCCGUGUCCCCUCGCUCCCUGAUGGAUUUUCCGUGCCUCGGCGGGGCCGUUUCCCGGGAAACCUUCACACCCGCCGGCCCCAACACCUGCGGGCCUGGGAACGCGCCGGGGGGGCUCCUCCCAGCCCCGGGCCCGGCCCCGACACCCGCGGCCCGUGGGGGCUCCGCUGCCGCUGCCAGCACCGGGCAGCCCUGCGGGGCCCGUCAGGGGCGCUGGGAGACCGGCACCCCAAACCGGGCUGGGGGUGUCCCGCAAAGCCACAGGAACAGCUCCCUGUCUGGGGUCCUCUGCAGGGGGACACGGGGACACGCCACCUCAGAUCCACAGCAAACCCCAUGAAGCCCCAUCAGAGCCCCACAACACCCCCUGCACCCCGGUGCAGCCCGUGCUGCAGCCCCACUGCAGCUCCCCGCAUGCAGAGCCACCGAGACCCGGAUGCAGCUCCCGCGGGGGUCCCAGCCCCGUCCCAGCCCAGCGCGGGGCCGAGGGGCAGCACCGAGCAGCUUCACACCUCCGGGGUGAAAUUCGUCACCCCGCGUUCACAGCCGCUGCCCCGGCCCCCCCCAGACCCCCGGCCUUUGAAGUGCUGCUCCUGCAGCCACCAAGGUGCCUCUUCACACCUCCGGGCCGGCAUAAAGCCGGGGCGACCGGGAGCCAGCGGCACUCGGCUGCCAGCCUCCGGCGCUGCCAUGGCCCACGGCCGCACGCUGCUCGCCACCGCCGCGCUGCAGGGCUGGGGCGACCCUCCGGACCCGCUGGGCUACAGCAGCAGCUCUCCCGCAGCAUCGCCCGACUCCUGCGGCCUCGCGUCCCCCGCCGCCGCCCGGGGACCCUGCCGGGGCCACGCCGCACGGCCGCGGGGCAGGAAGGGGGCGCGGGGCGGCGGGGGCGCGGGGGUCCCGCGGCAGAGCGCCAGCGAGCGGGAGAAGCUGCGGAUGCGGCGGCUGGCGCAGGCCCUGCUGCGGCUGCGGCACUACCUGCCGCCCGCGCUGGCCCCCGCCGGGCACACCCUGACCAAGAUCGAGACCCUGCGCCUCGCCACCCGCUACAUCGCGCACCUCUCCGCGCUGCUGGGGCUCGGCCGGGGGGCGCCGGCCCCCCGCCACUGCCCGCUGUGCCCCCGGGGGCUGGGGUGCUGCCAGGACACCGUGCCCCGGGGUGCUUCGCCGCCCGGCGCUGCGGGCUGGGGGUCGCCUCCAGUGGCGGGGACCCCUCCCGGCGUGGGGACGGGCGCCUGGGGGUCACCCCUCUGCAGCCCUGCUGCGGGCACUGCCCCGGAGCUGAUCGGGGCUCCGGAGAUGGGGCUAGAGACCUGGGGGUCACCCCCCUACACCCCUGCUGCAGCGACCCUCCCAGAUGUACUUGGGGGUCCGAAUAUCGGGAUGGAGACCUGGGGGUCUCCCUCCUACAUCCCUGCAACCGGGACCCCUCCAGAGCUGCUUGGGGUUUCCAACAUCCAGACGCAGACCUGGGCGCCACCCCCCUACCUGCCCGCAGUGGGGACCUCCUCAGAUCUGAACAAGGCUGUCACCUCCAGUGCGUCCCCCUGGCUGACCCCUCCCCACUCGGCAGGGGCUGCGGCCCCCCCGGAUCUCCCCGGUGAUGCCCUGGACACGGGACUGGUGCUGUCAGAGUUCGUGGGCACAGGGACAGUCACCCAGGAUCUCUCUGCGGACCUGCUCUCGCUGCUGGAGGCUCUGUUCCCACCACAGCCCAGAUGAGUCCCCGGGCCUGGGGCACCCGCAGCCCCACGAUGUCCCUGCAGCCUCGGGACAAUGCAGGAAGAGCUGCCCGCCGCACCUGGAGCCGUGCUGGACGCGCCGGGCGGCGGCUGGAUGUGAAUAAACCCUUGUGAA
Messenger RNA from Oenanthe melanoleuca, 2106 nucleotides. Its product is annotated as nascent polypeptide-associated complex subunit alpha, muscle-specific form-like. NCBI's taxonomy places the organism in Eukaryota, Metazoa, Chordata, Aves, Passeriformes, Muscicapidae. The coding region runs from base 1 to 1971 and encodes 656 amino acids. The transcript is spliced from 2 exons. Gene Ontology annotation, biological process: regulation of transcription by RNA polymerase II; mesoderm formation; heart morphogenesis. Gene Ontology annotation, molecular function: RNA polymerase II cis-regulatory region sequence-specific DNA binding; DNA-binding transcription factor activity, RNA polymerase II-specific; protein dimerization activity. Gene Ontology annotation, cellular component: nucleus. The record is from RefSeq and is a predicted model, not a curated record.